AUGUUGUAUCAUGCAAAGCAGCAGCAUGGGGAGAAGAGGGGGAGUGGGGAGAAGCUGCAGCGUGCAAGGAAGCAGCGUUGUCAGGAGGGGGGGAGUGGGGACAUGGUACAGGAUGCAAGGGCGCAACAUGGGGGGAGGGAAGGAAGUGGGGAGAAGCAGCAGCAUGAAAAGAAGCAGCAGCAUGAAAAGAAGCAGCAGCAUGAAAAGAAGCAGCAGCAUGAAAAGAAGCAGCAGCAUCAGGAAGGGAAGAAUGGAGACCACUUCCAGCAUGCAAGGGCGCAGCAUGGGGGGAAGGGGGGAAGUAGGGGCGGGGUAAUUGGUGUGUCUGGUGGGGAGGGGGGUAAUGGGGGCGGGAUUAAGGGUGCGCAUGGGGGAGUGCUGGGGAGGCAUGGACGCGAGAAGAAGGCUGAUUUUUUCAGAGGGGAGGAGGGAAGGAGAGUGGAGAGGGGCGAAGAGGCGAGGAGGGAGGAUGAGAGGGAAGAAUAUGCGAGGAGGGAGGAGGAGAGGGAAGAAGAUGCGAGGAGGGAGGAGAGGGAAGAAGAGGGAACGAAGGGGGAUGAGAGGGGCGAACAGGGAAGGAGGGAGGAGGAGAGGAACGAGGAGGCUUUUAGGCGGGAAGGGGAGCACGAAGGUGAGAAGAGAACGAGUGCAGUGAGUGAUGAAGAAAGAAGGAGCGAGGGGGAGAGGGGCGAAGAGGAAAGGGGAGGGGAGGAGAGGGAUGAAGGAAGAAGGGGAGGGAAUGAGAGGGAUGAAGAGGGAAGGAGAGGGGAGGCGAGGGAUGAAGAGGGAAGGAGAGGGGAGGAGAGGGAUGAAGAGCAGGGGUUAAUACCCCAUCCGCUCCCUCCUGGGGGGGAGGACCACAGGGGGAUGGCAGCGAUGCUGCCGUUUCAAGGGAAGGGCAGCGCGGUUGGGGGAGGAAGAGCGGAGGGGGGGGAUGGGGGCGGGAGUGGGGGAGGGUGGCGGCAGCCUUGGGGGGGAGCGGAGGGGAGUGCGUAUGGAGGGGGGGGACAGGAGGGGGGAGCUGCUGGGAGCAGUGGGGGAGGGAGAGGGGAGGGGGGAACUGCUGGGGACAGCGGGGGAGGGCAUGAGUGUGAGGUGGAGGGGGAGGAGGAGGAAGGGUGUGACGUGGAUGGUCCAGUGGUGAAGGGGGAGGAAGUGGGGGAAGAUGGGGGUGUGGGGGAAGAUGCGGGGGUGGGGGAAGAUGCGGGGUUGGGGGAAGAUGCGGGGUUGGGGGGAGAUGAGGGGUUGGGGGAAGAUGUGGGGGUAGGGGGAGUUGGGGCUUGGUUUAAGUCACCACAAAGCAUUGGAAAGAGGUGCAGGAGCAACGAUCGUGCAGCAGCGAGUAAGGCCCGUGGAAGAAGGUUGUUUCAAAAGGAAAGGGCGAUUAGAAAGCGAAGGCGUGUUGGAGGAGUCAUUGAGGGGGAGGGCGCUGGUUACAGGAGAGGCCACCUGAAAAAUCACCUGAGGCAGCAGAAGAGGUACCUGAGCACGAAGGUGCAUCAUUUUGUGGGGAGGAAGGGGCGGCGACGCAAGCUGAGGAAUCACCUGAAGGCAACAGAGAAGAAGCACCUGAGGCGGAAGGAGAAGCUCCUGAAGGAGGAAGAGGUCCACCUGAGUCAGAGGGAAGAACACCUGGAAAAACAGAAAGCGCACCUGAGACAGCAAGGGGACCAUAUUAGGGAACAGAAGGAGCAGCAAGAGUUGCACCUGAGGCAGCAGGAGGAGCACCUGAAGCAACAGAACGAGCACCUGAGACAACAGGAGGUUCAGUUAAGGGAACAGAGGGAGCAACAAGAUUUGCACCUGAGGCAGCAGGAGGAGCACCUGAGGCAGCAGAACGAGCACCUGAACGACAAGGAGAACCACCUGAAACGAAAAAGGCAGCACCUGGAGCUUCAGGUUAGGCGCACGCGAAGACAGAGGGAUCACCUGAAUCGUGGCUCUGUGCGUUCUCGUGGUUCGCGGAGGGAGGUGGUGGUGAGUGGUGCAGAGGGGCGCACUCAGAUUCAAAGGGAUCGCCUGAGUCGUCGCUCUGUGCGUUCUCGUGGUUCUGGAAGAGGGGUUGGGGUGGGUGAUACGGAGGGGGUGGAGUUGGCGGGGGAUGGAGGGAGGCGAGGGGUGGUGAAGGAUGAGAUAGAACAGUGGUUGGGGUGA
Messenger RNA from Closterium sp. Yama58-4, 2154 nucleotides. The record is from the annotation of a GenBank genome assembly. NCBI's taxonomy places the organism in Eukaryota, Viridiplantae, Streptophyta, Zygnematophyceae, Desmidiales, Closteriaceae.